Molecule: messenger RNA, 741 nt
Organism: Ostreococcus lucimarinus CCE9901
Lineage: Eukaryota; Viridiplantae; Chlorophyta; Mamiellophyceae; Mamiellales; Bathycoccaceae
Exons: 1
Biological process (GO): proteolysis
Cellular component (GO): chloroplast thylakoid
Molecular function (GO): ATP binding; ATP hydrolysis activity; ATP-dependent peptidase activity
Source: RefSeq, a predicted model, not a curated record
GUGACGUUCGCCGACGUGGCGGGCGUGCAAGAGGCAAAGGCCGAACUUUUUGAAUUGGUGCAAAUCAUGAAGAACGCCGAAAAGUACAAGAACGUUCGCGGCAGACUUCCCACGGGGUGCCUUUUGGUCGGACCGCCGGGGACGGGUAAGACGCUACUCGCUCGCGCGGUGGCGGGCGAAUCCGGCGUUGCGUUUUUCCCCGUCGCCGCGUCCGAGUUUGUCGAACUGUUCGUCGGCCGCGGUGCGGCGCGCGUUCGCGAGCUGUUUGCCGAGGCGCGAAAGGCCAGACCUGCGAUUAUUUUCAUCGACGAACUCGACGCCGUCGGAUCGCGGCGAGGCGCGGGUCUGAACGAAGAACGCGACCAAACGCUCAAUCAAUUGCUGGUAGAGAUGGACGGAUUCGCCAAGGACAGUGGAAUUUUGAUUUUAGCUGCGACGAACCGACCGGACGCGCUCGAUCCGGCGCUGUUGCGUCCCGGUCGUUUGACGCGACGCGUGUUUGUCGGCCCGCCAACGCAGCAAGGGAGAGCGCAAAUCUUGUCAGUGCACUUGCGCGGUUUGGAUCUCGAGGAAGACGUCGACGUUGUGUGCGACGUUAUUUCUCGCGCCACACCAGGCUUCACCGGCGCCGAGCUCGCCAACGUCGCCAACGAAGCCGCAUUAUUGAGCGUACGCGACGGUAGACAAUUGGUGUCCAUCGACGACAUGCUCGACGGCGUCUCGCGCACGAAGGAUGGCAUC